ACAAAAGCAACAAACGGAUGGACCCACAGGCAGCAGACCAUUUGGCACRAAACAAGGACAAGAAGGAAGAAGGACAUAAUGACGUAAGCAAAUUUGAAAAAGAAAAUAUAGUGCAAGUCAAAAUUGAAGGUGAAGACAUGAUUUCUACAAUGGAGCUGAUGAGGAAUAUUGGUCUGGUGUGUGGGGGGCUGCUGGCCUCCGGACUCAUCACGCAGAGGAAAUAUGAAGUGACUGUGAGCAAUUUAACUGCAAAGAAAAGACUGCUGGAUGGAUUUAAAAUAGGUGCGACAAGGGUCCUGGCAAAAGAACUGAUCAAAGAUACGCUGGUUGUCUCCUUCUUGGGACUCCCUGCUUACAUCACGGAUGUGGAGAUCCUGCAAAAGCUCCAUGGCUGGGGUGUCUCGGCGGUGUCAGAGGUCAAGAGGAGAGUGUGGCCUGGGACAAAAAUUGCAGAUGGGACCAGGUUUGUGAAGGUAAAAUUUACAGAUACCGUGCAGUCUCUACCAUACUCUGUUAGGUUUAAUACCGUAAUGGGGCCAGAAUACUUCAGGGUGAUUCAUGAUAAACAGGUCAGGGUUUGCAGAAUAUGUAUCCAGCCAGGGCACAUCCUUAAGGACUGCCCAGAUUUCCUCUGCCAUUCCUGCGGGCAGCAGGGACACUACGCGAGAGAAUGUUCUGGGAAAAGAAAUGAGGAUAAAUGUGCUAUCU
Austrofundulus limnaeus is the source of this 708-nucleotide messenger RNA. RefSeq lists its product as uncharacterized. Lineage: Eukaryota; Metazoa; Chordata; Actinopteri; Cyprinodontiformes; Rivulidae. The record is from RefSeq and is a predicted model, not a curated record. Gene Ontology annotation, molecular function: nucleic acid binding; zinc ion binding.